Durusdinium trenchii is the source of this 1389-nucleotide messenger RNA. Lineage: Eukaryota; Dinophyceae; Suessiales; Symbiodiniaceae. The record is from the annotation of a GenBank genome assembly.
AUGGAAGCAUACGCCUUUGGUUGGAUGAGCAUUGUUUUAGCAGCGCAGAUCUUGGUCCAAGCGGGUUGUCGACCAUGGAUUUCCAUCCUGGCGAUUUCGGUAGUCUCAUGCACGCAAGUUCUUCCACUUUUUAGGGCGGUCCUCCAGCAGAACACUCGAAAGACACUGGACCUGAAGAGCUGUUGGAAAGACUGCUUCUUCCUGAUUGGGAUCUUGCUGAGCCACUCAAUCGACUUCUCUGCCCGCCUGCGAGCAAUCAAGCUGGGCAUGGAUCAGAGUAGAGAGAACGCACUUUGCUCACGAUAUCUCAACCAGACUGCGCGUCGCACGAACGCAGAGCUGGGAAUCGAGCUUGGAUGCCUUCGAUCAGCUGAGGGUGCUGAGCCGAUUCGACGGAAGAUCGUGGCGGUGGCGUUGCAUGCAGACACUGGUACAGGAAGCUUUAUAGUGGAGGAUGAUAUUCCCAUAACAGACCAGGGACUCAAGGAUGUGAGGCUUCUGUCGGAAGAGCUGAAACAGCAAGGGAUUUUCUUCGACGUCGUGAUCUCGUCACCAGCGUUGCAUUGUCUCCAGACUGCUUGGAUUUUCGGAGAACAAUUCCACGCGAAGGUGCUUUUGGAUGAGAAAUUGAGUCAAGUGAUGAACCCAAGCGCUACUUCUCCCUUGGCGCAUGCGUUGUAUCCUUUAGACAGUCGUAUCUCAAUAGGACGAGUCAUGGACAAGCAAACUGACGUUCGGCCAGAGUCCAAAGAAGAGAGAUUUGCACAGCGAUUUUUGACGUAUCUCACACAUUCUUGCCAGUCUGGGAAGAGUUGCCUUCUGGUGACACAUGCGCGGAUGCUGCAGGUUUGUGCCUCCAUUUUGCCUCCAAUUCAGCAUCGCAAGAUCACUUCUCUGGGGCACCUAGCCAUCGUUCUGGCCACGCGCAGGAUCGAGGGCAAUCCACUAGACCUGGGCACUGUGGUAGACGACCAGGUGUUGCAUGGCCUUACAUCACCUCGAAAUCGAAGCCAAUCUGUGGACCUUGUGAGAGAAAGCAGAAUACAUGAAGAGCUGAGGGAUGAAGUGCUGAAUGAGGUGCUGAGGGAUGCUGAGUUGACUUCUUGGUCUGUAUGGCUUCACUCUGUGAAGAGCUCUCCAUUUGCCAGAGGUCCCUCUUGCUUUCCAAAGCCGACCCUGCAGAGCUGGAGAGGGUUGAGAGGAGUGAUCUUGAAGCUUCCCAGAUUGCCGGAGCCCUUGGAGCAGAGGUGUGGCAGUAUUCUUACCCUGCCGGAGAGUUCAGUGACGACUUUCACGGAGAUUCUGUCCAAAGCCUCCAACGGCUUCGAGAAGUAUGAGCCAACGGCUUCGGGUUCCGUGCGUCGGAGCGUUGUCCAAAAAGGCGGCUGA